AUGUAAUGUGAAAUGAGCACUCCACAACAAAAAAAAAGAGGCAUAGAUGAUUCCUUUUUCUCCCAAAUGUUAAAACCCAGAAACCCAAAGAACAGCUUCUAGCUUUCUUCUUCUUCUUCUUCUCCCAUGGAUUCUCUCCCACCAUUGUUUCUUCUACUUGUCAUCUUCUCUCCAUCUGUGGUGUGCCAAGUUUCUGAGUUCAUCAGUAUUGACUGUGGAGGCAGAACUAAUUACACAGACCCAAAAACUGGCCUGCCAUGGAUUUCAGACAGUGGGAUGAUAAGCCAUGGAAAAGCAGAGGAAGUAAGCAACAUAAACGGAAGCCCACGGCAGUACCAGACGAAGAGGGAGUUCCCGGCAGACCAAAGUAAAUACUGUUACACUCUAAGAACACAAGAGAGGAGGAGGUACAUUGUGAGGGCGACAUUCAUGUACGGGAACGAUUCAGCAGAUGCGAUCUACCCCAAAUUUCAGCUCUACUUGGAUGCAACAAUGUGGGCCACCGUAUCCAUCCAAGAAACUUCCAGAACUUAUGUGAAGGAAAUGAUCAUAAGGGCUCCCUCAGACUCGGUUUGUGUGUGUGUGUGCUGUGCAACCACUGGGUUCCCUUUCAUUUCUACUCUCGAGCUUCGCCCUUUGAACUUGUCCAUGUAUGCCACAGAUUAUGAGGAUAACUUCUACCUCAAAUUGGCUGCAAGAGUCAACUUUGGUGCUCAAAGUAAUGAUGCAAUAAGGUACCCUGACGAUCCUUAUGACCGUAUAUGGGAAUCGGAUACAGUAAAAAGGCCGAAUUUUCUGGUAGGAGUGGCUCCGGGCACAGAAAGAAUCAACACGAGUAAGUACAUAGACACAAACACAAGAGAGUACCCACCUGUUAAAGUAAUGCAAAGUGCUGUGGUUGGGACUAAAGGAAGUCUUAGCUACAGGCUAAAUCUUGAAGAUUUCCCUGCGAAUGCUAGAGCGUAUGCUUACUUUGCUGAGAUUCAAGACUUGGGCGUGAACGAAACCAGGAAGUUUAAAAUGGAGCAGCCUUAUAUUCCAGACUACAGCAAUGCUGUGGUCAACAUAGCUGAGAAUGCAAAUGGGAGUUACACUCUCUAUGAACCCAGCUACAUGAAUGUUUCGCUUGAGUUUAUAUUUUCUUUCGCCUUUGCAAAGACCCAUGACUCUACCCUUGGUCCCUUGUUGAAUGCAAUGGAAAUAAGCAAAUAUGUAAAGAUUGCUGCCAAGACAGAUGGAGGAGAUGUGAACGCUCUCGAAGCCAUAAAAUCGGUGUCAAUGGAAAGUGAGGCAACAGAAGGGUGGGGGGACCCGUGCAUUCCCACACAAUGGGAAUGGGUGAAGUGCAGCACAACAACACCUCCAAGAAUAACCAAAAUUGCACUAUCAGGAAAGAAGGUAAAGGGUGAAAUUCCACAAGUGAUCAAUAACAUGGAAGCUUUGACAGAAUUGUGGUUGGAUGGAAAUUUCUUCUGUGGAGUAAUCCCAGACAUGAGCAAUCUUAUCAAUUUGAGAGUUUUACAUCUGGAGAACAACAAUCUCACUGGUGCAUUACCAGCUUUCCUAGGAGGCAUGCCAAAAUUACAGGAACUAGAUGUAAGUAACAAUAGCUUAGCUGGAGAAAUUCCGUCCCUGUUGCUAACAGGAAAAGUAAUCUUCAGAUACGAAGGAAAUGCCCGGUUAAGGAAAGGAGAAAACAGCAAGAAACACACCAAACUAAUAGUUGAAGUUUCAAUAGGAGUGCUUGCCUUUCUUGUCAUCGUAUUCAUAGCCGGUGCCGCACUACUGUGUUACUUUAGAAAAAAAGCUUAUUAUCAAAGAACUGAAACCAAAGGUAAUGGUAACUAUAUGCCCAGCAGCACAAAGUAUUCAACCAAUUAUUCCAUUACUCGGGGCGGAUCAUUAGUGGAUGAUGGUGUGGCAUGCUAUAUUUCACUUGCUGAAAUAGAAGAAGCAACAGAAAAAUAUUCAAAGAGAAUUGGGAAGGGAAGUUUUGGGCCGGUUUACCAUGGAACAUUGAGAGAUGGCAAGGAAAUUGCAGUCAAAAUAAUGGCAGAUCCAUCAAGUCAUGGAACCAAACAGUUCUUCACAGAGGUUGCGCUGUUAUCAAGGAUCCAUCAUAGAAAUUUGGUGCCUUUGAUUGGAUUCUAUGAAGAUGGACGUCAAUGCAUGCUUGUGUAUGAAUAUAUGCAUAAUGGGACAUUAAAGGAUCAUUUACACGAUCCCACCAAUCAAAAGCAUCUGGAGUGGGUAGAACGGUUGCGCAUCGCCGAAGAUGCAGCAAAAGGUCUUGAGUACUUGCACACCGGAUGCAACCCGAGUAUCAUCCAUAGGGAUGUGAAGACCAGCAACAUUCUCCUAGAUAUCAACAUGCGAGCAAAAGUGUCCGACUUUGGGCUUUCAAGGCAAACUGAAGACGACAUAACACACGUUUCAAGUGUGGCACGAGGAACCAUAGGCUACCUUGAUCCUGAGUACUAUGCGCGCCAGCAGUUGACAGAAAAAAGUGACAUUUACAGUUUUGGGGUCGUACUUCUGGAAUUAAUUUCUGGUAGAAAGCCCGUGUCGACCGAGCAAUAUGGAGUUGACUGGAGCCUUGUUCACUGGGUGAGGUCACAGAUCCACAAGGGUGAUGUUGUGAGUGUCAUAGACCCCAAACUUGUAGGACGCGUGAAAAUUGAAACAGUAUGGAAGAUAGCAGAAGUGGCAAUUCAAUGCGUGGAACGGCACAGCUACUCGAGGCCAAGAAUGCAGGAAAUCAUAGUGGCCAUACAAGAGGCAAUCAAAAUCGAAAGGGGAACCGACAAGUUGAGCUCUGCGGGGAGUUCAAGAACACAAUCUUCGCGAAAAACGCUCUUGACGACUUUUUUGGAUCCCCAGAGCCCCAAUGUUUCCAGUGGAUCAAUAGUCCCUUCUGCAAGAUGAUCAUUCUCUAUAUACCAUAAACAAGUCUAAUCUUUUUUUUCUUCUUUAACUGCACAACAACUUGUUUACAGAUUAUUAACAGUAGCAAAUAUAUGGGAAUGUAUUUAAGACUUGGUGUUAGCUCAUGAAUAUAACAAAGUAAAAAACAUGAAUGUGG
Molecule: messenger RNA, 3082 nt
Organism: Cuscuta campestris
Lineage: Eukaryota; Viridiplantae; Streptophyta; Magnoliopsida; Solanales; Convolvulaceae
Source: the annotation of a GenBank genome assembly